Molecule: messenger RNA, 1206 nt
Organism: Cyanistes caeruleus (blue tit)
Lineage: Eukaryota; Metazoa; Chordata; Aves; Passeriformes; Paridae
Product: visual pigment-like receptor peropsin
Biological process (GO): G protein-coupled receptor signaling pathway
Cellular component (GO): membrane
Molecular function (GO): G protein-coupled receptor activity
Source: RefSeq, a predicted model, not a curated record
CCACUGAAAAUGUCUGUCCAGUUUUCCGCACAGGCACCCUGGAGGAACAACAACAUCAGUUUUCUGACCAGAGAGGCAGCUGUAACAGAGCAAGGAGAGACAAUCAUAGGUUUCUACCUGUUGGCUUUAGGUUGGUUGUCUUGGUUUGGAAACAGCAUUGUGAUUUUUGUCCUGUAUAAACAAAGACAUCUCCUGCAGCCUACCGACUACCUCACAUUUAACUUGGCAGUGUCAGACGCCAGUAUCUCUGUGUUUGGUUAUUCACGGGGCAUCAUUGAAAUCUUCAAUGUCUUCAGAGAUGAUGGAUUCAUUAUCACGUCAAUAUGGACUUGCCAGGUUGAUGGCUUCCUGACACUUCUCUUUGGCCUGGCUAGCAUUAAUACCCUUACAGUGAUCAGUGUGACACGCUAUAUCAAGGGCUGCCAUCCUGAGAGAGGUCACUGCAUCAGCAACAGCAGCAUGUCUGUGGCUCUGGUUCUCAUUUGGGUGGCAGCUUUCUUCUGGUCCGCAGCUCCACUGCUUGGCUGGGGCAGUUACACAGAUCGCAUGUAUGGCACAUGUGAGAUAGACUGGGCAAAAGCCAACUUCUCCACAAUCUACAAGUCCUACAUCGUCUCCAUUUUUAUCUGCUGUUUUUUCCUACCUGUCACAGUCAUGGUCUUCUCAUAUGUAUCAAUCAUCAACACUGUCAAACUGAGCCAUGCAUUGACAGGACUGGGUGAUCCCACAGACAGACAGAGGAGAAUAGAGCGGGACGUCACCAGGGUUUCUAUUGUCAUUUGCACAGCCUUCAUUAUUGCAUGGUCACCAUAUGCUGUCAUCUCUAUAUGGUCUGCCUAUGGUCACCCUGUGCCCAACCUUACCAGCAUCCUUGCCAGUUUGUUUGCUAAGUCUGCUAGCUUCUACAAUCCCAUCAUCUACUUUGGAAUGAGCUCCAAAUUUCGAAGGGACAUUUUCAUCUUGUUCCAUUGUGCCAAGGAAGUCAAGGACCCUGUGAAGCUCAAACGUUUCAAAAACCUCAAACCAAAGCAGCCACAGCCUUCUCAGAAAGAAGAGAAGUAUGCACCAGAAAUGCACCCCGCGCCAAGCCCCGAUUCUGGGGUGGGAAGCCCUACCAACACCCCACCUCCGGCAAACAGGGAAGUGUAUUUUGGUAUUCUCGAUACACCAUCCAAUAACCCCAAUAUUGAAUGUGAUAGAUUGUGA